Penicillium malachiteum is the source of this 1632-nucleotide messenger RNA. RefSeq names its product cation diffusion facilitator family transporter. Gene Ontology annotation, cellular component: membrane. The transcript has 4 exons. The record is from RefSeq and is a predicted model, not a curated record. NCBI's taxonomy places the organism in Eukaryota, Fungi, Ascomycota, Eurotiomycetes, Eurotiales, Aspergillaceae. Gene Ontology annotation, molecular function: zinc ion transmembrane transporter activity. Gene Ontology annotation, biological process: intracellular zinc ion homeostasis; zinc ion transmembrane transport. The coding region runs from base 1 to 1632 and encodes 543 amino acids.
AUGGGACUCUCAAAGACCAACAGGAUUAUCAUCCUGCUGGUAAUCGACACUAUCUUCUUUUUACUUGAGUUGAUCACUGGCUUGAAAGCAAUGUCUCUUGGCCUGCCGUUUGACUAUGGCUCACGCGUCUCUUGUUUAGGUUAUACCGUCCACUCGCUUGCUCUGGUCGCCGAUUCCUUUCACAUGCUGAAUGAUGUUCUCUCCUUGUGUGUGGGACUAUGGGCCGUGAAGGUCGCUAAUAGCGAGACCAACUCGAAAAUGUACACUUAUGGUUGGCAACGAGCCGAAACUCUGGGUGCUUUGGUUAACGGGGUGUUCCUGGUUGCAUUGUGCAUGUCAAUCUUCCUAGAGGCUAUCCAACGAUUGGUCGAGCCCCAGGAAGUGCAGAACCCUAAAUUCGUUUGCAUUGUUGGCUGCUUUGGACUGUUCUCUAACAUUGUGGGACUGGCGUUGUUCCACGAUCACUCUCAUGGUGGCCAUGGUCACAGUCAUGGUCAUGAUCACGGCCAUGGAGAGGAUGUGGAGGCGGGCCAUGAUCACGACCACGAUCACCAUGACCACGAGGAUUCUGCGAUUACUGAUCAUGAUCACCAUCACGCCAAUGGUCAUGACCAUGACCAUACUGCAAGUGACCUGCCAUCAUCUCCAUCUCGUAAGCGCCGGGUGGAUCCACAGACUCGGGGCCCAAGACGGUACAGCACAGGCCUGACUAGUGUUGAGGACAUCUAUGUGCAUCCAGCGACCAUGAGACAGGACAUCAUUGCUGCUAGUCGGGAAUCCUUUGACAACGGUCAGUCAUCUGACGAUUCGGAUACGCGCGAAGAUGAAACUCCCACAGAGCGAUCUGGUCUGUUACGCAAUCGGGACCGAGCCUCCAACUACACUGAUGAAGAGACGCUCCCCAUCAAGGCUCACACUCAUGCGGAAGUUGAUGUCCACCGGGAUCACAACCAUGCCCAGCCUAAGCCCAAGAGCCAGAAGGGAGGGCAUAGUCAUGACCUCAACAUGCGUGGAGUCUUUUUGCAUGUCAUGGGAGAUGCUUUGGGCAACAUUGGUGUGAUUGCAUCUGCACUCAUCAUUUGGCUGACUGACUACGAAUGGCGAUACUAUGUUGACCCAGGAAUUUCUCUCGUCAUCACCCUCAUCAUUCUUGCAUCGGCGAUUCCCCUCUGCAAGGCUGCAUCGCGAAUUCUAUUGCAGGCUGUUCCCAAAGGCCUGAGCAUCGACCACAUCAAGGAAGAUAUUGAGGGCCUCCCGGGCGUGAUUGGAACACACCAUCUCCAUGUCUGGCAGCUUAGUGAUACAAAGCUCGUGGCUUCGAUUCAUAUUCAAGUGGAUACCGGAAUCAAGGACGAAGGUUCAGCGCGCUACAUGCGCCUUGCUCGCCAGGUACGCCGGUGUCUCCAUGCCUAUGGAAUUCAUUCCUCAACCAUUCAACCUGAGUUUGCUCCUGGAAGCGAGGGUGAUGAGCUCCAAAACCAAACAUACGCAUCAUCAUCCCGUAACGGAGGCGAUGACCCAACCUCCAGUGGUGCCGCCAGUGUACGGGACAGUGAUACCCAAGCUUGCCUUCUCGAGUGUGAUGACAAUUGCGCUCAGGGAGGACAAUGCUGCCCUAAAAAGUCUUCUUAG